Molecule: messenger RNA, 1089 nt
Organism: Morus notabilis
Lineage: Eukaryota; Viridiplantae; Streptophyta; Magnoliopsida; Rosales; Moraceae
Exons: 2
Coding region: 1-1089 (362 amino acids)
Source: RefSeq, a predicted model, not a curated record
AUGGCCAGGCUGGAGAAGCAGAUGGGGAGUCGACUGAACAACUUCAAACAGGUUGUGGGAAAGGUGGCCGAGGCAGUUAACGUUGACACCAAGAUGUAUACGUCCCACGACCACCCGUUCACAGAAAACAUCAUCCGGGUCCCACUUCCUGACAAGUACAAGUCGCCCCCCAUCCCGUUAUACGACGGGAGGAGUGACCCGGACGAUCACUUAGAGGUGUACACAGGACACAUGGUCCUGUAUGGAUACCCCGAGGAGGUAAUGUGCCGGACGUUCAGGAAUCACCUUUCUGAUUCCGCGAGGAGAUGGUUUAGGUCCCUCAAACCAAACUCUAUCACCAGCUGGGAUGAUUUGAAGAAUGACUUUUUGACUCAGUUCAUAGGUGUCAAGAAAUACAUCCCACCUAAACAGAACCUGUCGAGGGUAUACCAGGGACCAAACGAGUCCCUGAAGGACUGGAUAGCCCGGUUCGGGGAACAGGUCACCGCCACAGAAGGAAUCUCCGACGAAGUGGCCCUGAUGGGGGCGCUGUCCAGCAUGAAGAAGGACAUUCCCUACAGCACAGACCUCGGCCGAAGGCCGCCCCAUGCCUAUCAAGAAUUCCUGACAAGGGCACAGGGGUUCAUAAAUGCCGAGGAGGCCAAGAAGGCCUUAAAGAGCAAGGCGGCAACCCCUGCCAAGGAGGAGGUAAGGCAGGCUAGCAGUCAGAACAACGGCAAGAAGCACCGAGGUCCUCCUCAGGUGCAAGCCGAGCCAAGCCAUCUCCAGGUCCUGCGUCGACCUCCACCCCUGAAGUCUGACCCGGCACGGAGGAACCAGAACAAAUACUGUCGCUUCCACGGCGAGAGUGGUCACACCACGGCCGAGUGCUACGACCUGAGGGAUGAGGUCGAGAGGUUGAUCCGGGAAGGGAGGCUAGGCGAAUACCGAGCCGACCGCCGGAACAACAGGCGCAACGAAGAUCGACGGGAUGAGCAAAGGUGCGAUAACCCACCCGAACCAGUUGGGGUCAUAAGAACGAUAUUUGGGGGACCAUACCUCGGCGGUACCUCUCGACGCGCACAGAAGGAGUACGCUCGAGAGGCGUAG